AUGUCAACUGAUGCAAUUGAUGCAUAUAGUAUUGCAACAUUAGCUGGUGCGCCAUAUGCGCAAUUGUUAUCACAAUCAUUGAUUACUUGGCCAUUAAUAUUUGUCCUAUUUACUUUACCAGCAGCAAAUUUACUUAUCAAUUUAGGCCAUGUUUCGGGUGCUGGACCUGUGCUAACAUUUGCUCGUAUUGCACCAAUUGCAUCCGGUAUCGGUUGGGCACUUACCUGGUUAGCUGGUGAACGAUUAUUCAUUCGAUCAUUAACAGCUGCUCAAAAUUUCAUUUAUAUUUUUGCAUCGAUACGUAAACGUUUGGAUUGGGCAAUUGAUUGUGAUCAUAGUUACAACGAUCAUUUAUGUGUGAAUUUAUUACGAAUUAAUAUUUCACAUAGUAAAACAAAACAUCAGCCAGAUAAUAAUUGGCCAGCACAACAAUUUAACAAAUAUGGAAUUCGACAAUUACCACAUUAUACAAAUUUAUCCAGUUGGGUACCAAAUGAAUGGUACUUUGAGGAUCCAAAUGUUAUGAGAAAAUUUUCAAUUGAAUUUCCAGUUUUCUCACUUAGCUUUGCACAUAUUUUAAUUUGGCUAAUAUUAUUUUUAAUUGUAAAAAAGUAUGGUACUAAUCCAGGAUGGUUUCUUGCACGAUUUUGUUUACUACUACCAUUAGCUCUAUGUACCAUUUUAAUUUCCGGUCUUACAAUAUUUGGUUUUUCAUUUAGUAAAAGUAAUGAACGUGAAAUUGCACCGGAAAAUAUCGAAAAAUAUCCAUUUCAGUAUUUUUCUGAAAUUCAUGGCUUCUUUCGUACAACAAUUGCUUUAAUGGAUUAUUCAUCAGCUUUUACGGGAAUUUUAAUAUUUGCAUCGAGUCGUAUUCAAACUGGGAAUAUGCCAAUGAAUAGUUUAGCACUUCUUGCGGCUCAAUUAUUACCACCAACAUUUUUUUACGUUUUGAGGGAUGGUUGCAAUGGUCAUUUAGCAAAUGUACAACCUGCUUAUGAUAGUUAUGCGGCUACUGGUUUGUUUUAA
This is a messenger RNA of Brugia pahangi, 1026 nucleotides long. Lineage: Eukaryota; Metazoa; Nematoda; Chromadorea; Rhabditida; Onchocercidae. The record is from the annotation of a GenBank genome assembly.